Messenger RNA from Trypanosoma conorhini, 741 nucleotides. RefSeq names its product methylase. Bases 1 to 741 code for a protein of 246 amino acids. The record is from RefSeq and is a predicted model, not a curated record. NCBI's taxonomy places the organism in Eukaryota, Euglenozoa, Kinetoplastea, Trypanosomatida, Trypanosomatidae. The transcript has a single exon.
AUGGCGACAGAGAAGCCCUACUACGAGUCGUGCGCCUACAAUAGUGAGCCCAUCGGCGACGUUCUUGAGCAACUGCUGCGCACAAAACGGAUCUGCUGUCCCGUAGAUGUUUGUACGAGUUCCUCCAGUAGCGGGGGUAAAAGUAGUCCUUGUGCUGGCGGCGUGUCUGUGCUGGAGGUGGCGGCCGGGACGGGGCAGCACGCUGUUUACAUGACGCAGCGCUUUCCUCCCCCGCUUAUUACCCGUUGGGUCUGCACAGACUUGCCUGAGAUGCUGCCGGGGAUUUGUCGAUGGCUGCAGGAAGACGGUAAAGAUCACCCUGCCCUCGUCAAGCGGCCGUAUGCGCUAAGCUUCACGGACAUGGAGGCUCGUUGGCUUGAGAUUCGCGCCCUGGCCACUGAGUUCCCGCAUCUUGGCUACGAUCUCGUCUUUACCGCAAAUAGUUUUCACAUUGCGCCGUGGCGUGCGUGUCGCACCCUCAUUCAGCGCCUACCGCUCGUUGUAAGACCGGGCGGAAUGUUUAUUGUGUACGGUGCGUUCAACUACAACGGCGCCUACACGUCCGAAAGCAACCGGCGCUUUGAUGCCCAGCUCAAGCAAUGUGACCCUGAGCGAGGCAUUCGAGAAAAGGAGGCGGUGGAGUCCCUUCUGGCGCAGGUGGACUUUAAGCUGGAGGAGGACUACGCAAUGCCGGAGAACAAUCGUUGUCUGUGUUUUCGCCGCCACACACGGGCGCAUUAG